Molecule: messenger RNA, 960 nt
Organism: Oikopleura dioica
Lineage: Eukaryota; Metazoa; Chordata; Appendicularia; Copelata; Oikopleuridae
Source: the annotation of a GenBank genome assembly
AUGAACAGCGAAGAAGUUCCCCAGGGUCCUCAGCUUCUACCGCAUGAAGUUCGAGAUCUUCUUGGAAUUAUGUCGUCUCAAUCCACGAACGACGACGAAGAAGAUAGCUCGCAGUUGAACGAUUCUACCAUUACUGUGGAAGAUCAAGAUGACGAUCUUCAAAACUUUUCUGUUCCGGACAGCCAGGAAGUGGAAGAAGGUGCAAAGGAGGAUCCGAUGAACUUUUGGGACGAUGUAGAGGAAGAGGCACAAGUUGUUGAAGAAGAGGUUAUUGCUGUAAAUGACUCGACGAAUGACUCUGAGAACUGUUUUGAAGUUGACAUGCACGAUGAAAAUGAAAUGGGAGAAGUUACCUCUUCUCAAGAAGCCUCGUCUCAGGAAAAAUCCAGCUUGGAUAAUUCUCAAAGUUCUCAGGAAGAGAGCUUUUACGUUAUGUCUUCUCAGGGAUCUCAGGAUAGUGUUGACUUUGUUCCAGAAACGCAGAGUACUGUAAAUGGAAACGAGGUCUACGUUAUUCCAGAAACACAAGACGAAAUUGAGCAUAACAUGGACAUGUACGGUGAUGAUCCAGAAGGCGACAGUGAUGAUUCGGGCGAAGAUUGGAAUAUAUACAAUAUCAAUGCACAGAAUAUCCAUCACUGGGAGUCGUGGAAUCGCCAAGGUCGUUACGAAGGGACUAACAUGACUUAUCCAGAAUGGCUUGAAAGAGAGGAGCAAAACGAAAGAAUGAUGGCGCUUGAGGAUGAGGAAGACCACAUGCCGAUAGGACAACUUUUUGCCCAAAGAUACCAAGAACACGGCCUCGGUGAAUACAUGAACGAGCAAGUCGCAGAAGAAGAAAGCUCAGAGGAAGACGAAGACGAACGCUGGCGAAUCGAAGCGCGGAAUCGAAGACAACGCCGUCGUGCCGCCGCUCCUCCACCAGACAAUGAUGAAGUAAUCUGCCUUGACUCGGAUUAG